AUGACAACUGUCAAAGUUAUUUAUGGGUCAGUUUCUCGUCAGUUCACCAUCGGAGCUGAUACUACUUGGGCAGAGUUAGAAUCUCAACUAAGGACCCUUUUCCAAAUCCCGUCUCAUGCUCAAGUGAUUGCUACUUAUACCGAUGAAGAUGGAGAUAAUAUUACACUUUCAAGCGAUUUAGAACUUGCUGAGGUUCAUUCUCAAUGUUCGGCUGGUACCGCUAUUCAAAUCGUUUUGAAAACUAAUCCGACCUUGGAGGAAACUGCCACAGCGCUUGAACAAAUAAGCUUUGACGAUGAAGAACCUUACGAAACUAUUUUUUAUUCCCAUUCUGAGCCUGAAGAGGCUGAGGAACAAGGAACCUGCAAAGAAAUAUGUGGAGAAGCUUGUGAAGAUAUUACUUGUUCCGCAGAUGAAGCUAAUGAACAAGGACAUACAGAUGAUUGUAGUAGCUCUGAUCCUGACAUUUACUUUUUCGUUUCUCGUAAACGAUCUCAUCAUGGCCCAAGACGUAAUUACUCUGGGUCAGUUAAACUUGAAUCUCGUGGUGGAUCAAGCGAAUGUCCUUUUGGAGAACGUUUUCGUGGUCAUCAUGGCAGGGGUUAUGGGCGUAUGCAUAGAGCAAAUAAACAUGAUGAAGGAGGCCAUCAUCACCAUCGUAGCCAUCGAUUCCACGGUCAUAAACAGCAUGGAUACGAAAUAAUUGUGGAUAAAUCAGAAAAAGAACCUGAAAUGGAUAAAUCAGGCCCUAAUGCUGGAGAACAUCGUGAUCAACAUAUUCAUGAACAUCGUCCGCGUCAUCAUAGAAAGUGCGAUAAGAAAGUGAAAUUUAAUUCUAGUGGCGAUGAGAGACCCAGACAUCAUUGCAGGUUUGGACCACGUAUUCAUGCGCAUCCACACUUCCGUCAUGGACAUGGACAUCAUGGACGUCAUGGACGUCAUGGUGACCAUGGGGAAAUUCCACCUGAAAAAAUAGCAGAAAAAUUAGAAAUUUUGAAUGGAUUGUCCUUCCCGGCCGAAAACAAUGCUCAUUAUGAAGAAUUAUUAAAAAGAUUUCAUGGAAGGAUCGGUCCAGUUGUUGAAACAGUUAUUAGGGAACAACGGAAAAAAGAACCUAAAGAGCCAGAAGAUGGUGAACCAGGUGAUGAUGAAGGUCAAGCGUCGACUUCCCAACCCGUGCAAGGAGUUAAUUAA
Racocetra fulgida is the source of this 1194-nucleotide messenger RNA. NCBI's taxonomy places the organism in Eukaryota, Fungi, Glomeromycota, Glomeromycetes, Diversisporales, Gigasporaceae. The record is from the annotation of a GenBank genome assembly.